Neocloeon triangulifer is the source of this 1567-nucleotide messenger RNA. RefSeq names its product hemolymph lipopolysaccharide-binding protein-like. The record is from RefSeq and is a predicted model, not a curated record. Bases 435 to 1157 code for a protein of 240 amino acids. NCBI's taxonomy places the organism in Eukaryota, Metazoa, Arthropoda, Insecta, Ephemeroptera, Baetidae. The transcript has 4 exons.
AUUUAAUGCAAUUACGGGUCUUUCUCACAAGAUAAUUUAAAGAAAAGAUUAUAAUUGCAAUGGUUUUAUAGACCUUAAUGGUUUUUAUCUUUUUUUUUUUACACAUCCAACUACUUGUACUUAGUUGUUAUUAAGAGAAUUACCUCACGUAAAAAAUCGGGCCAAUGCCAAAUUUUUCUCUUGAAUUUAAAGCGUAUUGAUCUAACCUUCACUAAUUUCGGCCGAAUUUAGUAAUUUAGUGUGAUGAAGAAGUGACGCAGACACAAUGCAAUCAGUUCAAAGAAGAAUAAAACUUUUUGACGUCGCCGCGCUUCAUUGAUGUAGGUGAAACUAGUAUAAAACCAGGUGGAUUCUUCAUUCAAUCAUCAUCAUCUCCUCAAGCAUCAGUUUGAUCAGAUCUCACUUUUCACUCCCCAAUCUUUCAAUUCAAGACAAUGGCUUACAGAUCAAUUGCAAAACUCGCCUUGCUCCUCGUCUCCCUCCAUACGGUCGCUUCGCAAGAAAUAAAAUGCCCGCAGAAACCGACCGAAAUCGAGCUAACUGUUCGCGGCGUCCGCAACGCCACUGGUCACUGGAGCAAGGACGUCAGCAUGGAUUUUGAUGGACCGAAUUCUCCCGAGCAAUGGUUCAUUGACUUCAAAGAAAGGGUGAACACCAAGGAAAUGUAUUCUUUCACUGCCUCUGCCAAAAUAGAAGGUUUGAUUUUGGAAAACUCUCGCGUGAAGCAACUCCUUAAGUACGUGUACCGUGGCGACAUCCGAAAUUUCACCGACGCCAGCGCAACCUGCGAAGAGUUGGGCGCGCACUUAGCGAUUAUCAACAAUGAACAGGAGGCGGCGUAUUUGGGCCGAUUGUCCAAAAUCAGCAAAAGUCCCACAUUCAGGACCAACUACGCUUUCGUCGGGUUUUCAUAUGAUUUCAACACCAACGACUGGAUGACCGUUGAAGGAAAAAGUUUGGAGGCGACCGGCUUUGCUAAAUGGGAUCUGGGACAGCCAAGCAACUCGAGUUUCAUAUUACCAAACGGCACACGUGCUUACGAGAACUGCGGCUCCGUGGGUCUGGACGGUCUGCUUAAUGAUAGCCCCUGCGAAACCCGACUCCCCUUCAUUUGCGAAUUCUUAGAUGAAGAGGACCCUUGUCAAAUAACGAUCUAGAAAACCUGAUCUUUUCAACCAACGUAAAAAAGAAGACACACUAGUUAGCCAUCCUACCAGGUGGACUGUCGAUAGUGUCGAUGUUUUCAUAAUUCAUCUUGAAACAAUUAUUUUGUAUUAAUUUAUUUUUUUGUAAAAGUGACGCAUCUUAUUCAAAAAGCAGGUCUUUGCCACGAAAACCUUCGUCACUGUUUCCCAACAAAAAUCACUUUGAACGAUGGCAGGCGGGGGAAUAAAUGCCCAUUAUUUAGGCAUUUAUGGGGUUGCGACCUCUUAAAAGCUUCGGCUCUGCACAUAAGACCAUCGCAGCACGCUUCCUUUUUGAAUAGAUGAUGUCAUUGCGCGUUUAAAUAUUUAAUAACAUGUGAAAUGUAUUUCGUUUUCCUGAAUAAAAAGUUCUUAAAUUUCAA